This is a messenger RNA of Zootermopsis nevadensis, 6495 nucleotides long. Its product is annotated as PHD finger protein 21A. The record is from RefSeq and is a predicted model, not a curated record. NCBI's taxonomy places the organism in Eukaryota, Metazoa, Arthropoda, Insecta, Blattodea, Termopsidae.
CUAUUAACAUAAUUUUGAAGUGUUCAGAAUGAGAAUAGUUGUUAAAAGGGAACAUUUCGUUUGAAAUCAUAAACUUGGCCAGGCGUGAACGUCGUGAUUGAAUAACUACGUCAGCGUGGUGCAUAUGAUAUUGAAGUAUCCAGACUUAAGUUUCUGCAUUGCAUUGGUAUUGAUUUCGUAGAAGAAACUUUGUCGAACCCAAACAAUUCCAACAAGUAUGCCGGUCGCCAAGUUUGUGGUGCUGAAAUUGAGGGAUGACCCUUCGAACACCCAGAUGAAGAAGCAGCUUUUAGGCAUGCAGAAGCACAUUUUGCUGCUAGGAGAGAGCCAGAAGCGGCUUGUUCAGCAGCUGAGGAAGGAGCUGGAAGCUAAUUCAACCAACAGUACGCUUAAUGUGAAGAGUGUGGCCCUGUCCUUGGGAAUCUGUAGCAAUGCGAAGAGCCUGGAGAAGAACUCCUGCUUACCUGUGCGUUCUUCAUCAGUGUCAUCCAGCUCCUCAACAGCAUCUGAAGACUUGGAUGACUCACAGAGAGUGUGUGAUGAGGUUGUGCCCAAGUGCUGCGAUAGCACGGGGGGAGAUCCAAGUUUGGCCACAAAGCUGCAGUUCAUGAGUGCAGUUGGUUUGGUGACUCGAGAGGUUCUGUCCGAGUUGCAGAACCGCCGAGUGGAAAGGAAGAGGCGCAGCACCGCUAAUCACACGCAGUUUGUAUAUGGCAGUUUGUGGGAUGUGUCGAAGCGCAAGAAGAACAACUACCUCACAGCAGGGGUGCCACCCCUUACACGCCAGCUCACCCGCAGUCUGAGAGCGGAGUCUCAUCGUGAAGAGAAGCCUCCGUCGUCUUCCGCGCAGGAGAGCAGUGGGGGCGCCCAUCAUAAGACAGCAUCGCCGCAGACUGCUGUGUCCUCUGCAUCGGGAUCGCUCUCGCUGCGUAUUCCUGGAUUGCCAGCGUCGCUCACAAUAGAGAGGAUACAGACAGAUGUGUGUGUCAUUUGCAGGAAGCCAGGCGUGUUACAAGUGUGCAGCAUUUGCAGUGCAGAGCACCACAUUAGCUGUGCAGUUGAUGGCCAAUGUCCUCAGUGCAGUAUGAAGCGUGAUAGCUCGGUCAGCAACAUUGAAGAGCGGGAGGCGCAGAAGCAGAGGCUGUUGAGACAAAACACUGAGCUCAAACUUGAGAAGGACGUGCUCGAGAAGAGGGCUGCUGAGCUCAGUGCUGCCAUCACGGCUCAAACUUCAAACCGGAAGGAGAUGCUGCAGUCGGAAGAAUCGACCAGAAAGUCGAUUCAGCGACUGCAGGACUUUGUGACCAUCAUCAAGUCUGCCCAUUCACCUCCACCCCCAUCAUGAGACUUAGCGUAACACAACACUGCCACUCUUUUCUACUUUCAUAAGAUUUAUUCAUGUAAUGUACACAGCACUUUGGUGUCUGGUUCUCACCAGAGUGCCGUGUCAGUUUUUAUAGGGUUGGAACAUAUCCUUUGUGGAGCUACGUUCGUACCGCCUCCCCCAACUGUAUGGGGGAGGAUGUUGUUAAAAGUUAUUAAACAUUGUUAAUUUUCCUGUGCUUUAUAGAGUAGUUUCAUAUAAAACUUUUCCUUAAUUGGGCUGAAUUCAGUUCGUCUGCCUCAUGUCCUCAUGUAAGAUAAAUCAUUCAGUUGGAGUUGCGCAAUACCCAAACUUGCUUUAUGUUGGGACCGGCAGAAAUUUUACUGUCUGUUAUUGGAUCAAGGAGAAUUUGAUAAGAUUUGUUUGGCGGUGCCAUAAUUUUAAUGCUGGACCAUGAUUUUAAAUUUUUGAAAAUUUGUGUAAGUCUUAAAUAACAAAUAUGUUUAUUGCUUCUUUAUGGUGGUGGGUAUUGGCAACAAGUUGUUGUUAUUAUUUGUAUUGUAUUAAUGCAAAUGUAAGCCACAUGCGUGUAUAAGAUGUGCUGAAUUUUAAGAAGGAAAUAAAAAAUAAAAAAUGUCCUACUUAUAAGCCAUAUUAAUGCUUUUAGGUUAAUUUUCCCUCAAGUGCCAAUUAAAAAAAAUGUAUUGCAUGCUGAUCACAAAAGUGGAACUAAAGGUGGAGUGCUUUGACAAAUGUACAGGUAAUGACCGUUAAUACGAGUGCGGUGGAGGCAGAAAACAAGCUAGCAUUCACCGACUUACAUUAGGUAUUCGAUCAGAAUGGUAUUGGUUCAUGUGACAAACCACUAGGCUGCUAUGCAGUGAACAAAUCUAAAAGCCUGGAAAAUACGUGAAUUAUUGGUGCAGACUCCACUUCCACGUCUGCUUGUGGUAAAAAUGCCUUCCACCGUUUGCUGACCCACAUAUCUCUUCUGCUGCCUCGUACUUCUUAAGUCAUACAGUUACCAAAAUUAAUGCAAUUGAUUGACAUACUGAAGAUGGCGUAUUCACAUACCAAACAACCUGAGGAAAGGAACAGCAUAAUAAUUUUUCAUUGCUUUGUAAAACAAUCAUGAAGAUUUGAUGUGAGUACUAUCUGAUAAUUCAGGUUACCCUAGCAGUGCUAUUACUUCGAUACUGCUGGGCUGAGGUUUUUUUUUUUUUCAGCAGAGCAUUUGCUCCACCUUCCCACUCCUACAAGUAAUGAAACUCAACUGUGUGUGUGGCAGCUGUUGAAAUGAGUAAGAGACUGAGAGAGAUGGCAUGCAACAAGUUCUGUUGCUACUCAUCAAAAUAGUAUUGGUUCAUGUCACAAAUCACUGGACUGCUGGCUCAUAUUCAUUUGGGCUGAGGGUGUGUUUCCUGAACAUGGAGUAUGAUCGAUGAUUUUCGUACUCCCCUUCACUUCCUUAUGCGAGGCAUAGUUCUCUCUUGCAGAUGAUUUCGUGCGCUGCCGCUAACUGGCUGCUUAAGUUUGUUUAAAAGUUCUUACCCCUUCAUUCCAUCUCAUCAGUCUCCCAUCAAGUGCAACAGCUCGCUUCGCUUCCAGAACAUUGGCAGUAAUGCAGCGUUCACAGUCUCUUACCUCAUUAUUUCAUCUGUUGAUUUUUCUGUGAAAAAUCUUUGUAUAUUUAUUAGUGAGUUAUUUGCACUGUGCUCUGUGUAAGAAUGAUGAUGCAACACUUCCCAUUCAGAAGGCAAUAUGUUAAUUAUCUUGUCAUAAUUAAAUAUUCCUACUGUAUGCAGUGCCUUAGUUUUAGGGGAUACAGUUUUGGAAAAAAUAGUGUGGCUUAUAUAUGCAUAAAUACUGUAUUUUAUCUUAAGUGUAUCCGUCUCGGUGAUGAGACCUCCCAGACUUCCAAUUUAAUUAUGUACUUUUAUGCUUGUGCUGGAUUUCUAUCAGUAUUUAUUGCUUUUUCAAAUGUGGCAUCAGUUGUGUGUUGUGUUGUUAUGUUAGAUAAAGAAAAGAAUUUUAUAUUAUUUAUGCAGACAUGUAUACAAUUCUAUCCCUAGUUAUGGCACUGCGUAAAAUAAAAAGUAAAUGUGCGGUUUGUGUUACAACAUUCACUGCUGAUCACUUAUGAGCGGAUAAUUAAAAGCCAUGACUUGGCUCUAUUCAAGCGUGUCUGAUUAUGAAAAUCCCCAGUUUCUACAGUGAAUAUAUUAAUGUUUCUGCAAAUUGAGAUAAUUUUGUCAUUGAAAUGGUUGUUUCAUGCGUGAUGUCCAGGGUUCAGUACCCAGAAGGCAUUUUUUUUCACCACUGUGUAAAUCAUGGGGUUCAGACGCCUCCUAUACAAUGAUUUCCAGGGAAUUUUUCCCAGACAUUGAAGACGACCACUUACCGGCAUAUAAUGCUGAGGUUGGAGCUUUAUUUUUAUGCAAUCAAUGAACAUUGCUGAAGACAGCAUUUGGUUCCAUGGCACCACGGACAGUGGUUAGUAACACGUUUAUUCCAUUGAUGAAGUAAUCAUGGUGUGAUUACCAAAUUAUAUAGUAUGCGCAGUGGUAUAUAUCCAUCUUUACUGUCAAUAGGGUAAUGAUUGAGAGCCUUCCACGCUGGCAUUCCUAAUCUCCAGAAGCAUUCUGUGUCUAACAUUGCUUGUUGUUGAAUAGGAAUCUGGAACCCUUUUGCAAGACAUCUUAGAAGUGGGAAGAGGCAAUAACUGACUGCGCUUUUGUUUUAUAGCAAAGUGAGCUAUGGGUCAUGUCCAGUUCAGUUCAUCAAUUCCUAUCUCCCUAAGGUCCAUCUUAAUGUUAUCCUCCCGCCUAUGCCUAGAUCUUCCCAGUGGUCUCCCCUCAGGCUUCCCAACCAGUACCAUGUAAACACUCCCCCUCCCCCAUUCAUGCUGCGUGUCCCGCCCACUUCAUCCUCCUGUCCUCUCCUCAAAAACCGGCUACAUGGAUCGGAUAAUCAGGGAAGCCAUCAACAUCGAAUUACAUCCCGAUAACUUCAACAGGGAAGAUGGACUUCACCUGAGCCAGUCCUGGAAGCCUCUUAUUCACACUCUUCGAGGACUCCGAGAGCGAGCAAGAGUGCACCGCCAGAACCAACCAGACCACUAACAUGGCCCUUUUCAGGGCCCCGGUCCAUUCAACCAAACUCCUCCUUUCUCUCUUUACUUUCUCUCCUUCUCUCACACUCACCCACGCGCUCCUAUUGGUCCACUCCCACGCCUGCUCCCAUUGGCUCGGGGCAGGCUACACCAUUCACAUUCCGGCACCUGUAAACCUAGCCCCACACACCCUAUUGACAUAUUCAUCGCCCUGAUGACGGAGGCAGUAUGACCUCUGAAACGUUGGUUAACAUCGACCAGACUACACAGCGCAACAACCCAGAAGACAGAAAUCUGCAUCCUUCUCGAUUUAAUCACUCUAACAAUUUCAGGUGAGGAGUACAGGCCGUGAAGCUCAUCGUUAUGCAGUUUUUCUCCAUGAUCUGUUUCCUGCCCUCUUAGCCCCAUGUAUCUUUCUCAAAACACUGUUCUCAAAGACCCUCAAUCUAUGUUCCUCCCUCAAAGUGAGAGACCGAGUUUUGCACCCAAACAGCACAACUGGUAAAAUUACACUUUUGUAUGUUUUAAUCUUUAGGAAGGACAAAAGAUUUUGGACUGAAUGAUGGCAGGCAUUCCCUGAAUUUAAUCUGCUCUUGAUUUCUUCAUGAAUGUCAUUCUGUUUUUUUAGUGUCAUCCCCAAGUACUUGAAUCUUUGUCACAUUUUCGAAUGAUUCAUCAGCAAAAGUGCGUGCACGCGCAUUUGGUCAUUUGCAAGUAUGGAUAUAAAACAGUAUAAUUUCAUCUGCAGAUGUGAUUCACAUUUACUGUAAGCUCCUGAUUAUCUGCGUAGACUUCACCUCAUGACUACAAAUUUUUGUAGCAGCUGUAUUGUCGCUAUAUUCGAACUCUCUCUGGCCCAAUUUAGUCUAGUAGAGUGUCAGCACACGACUGACCUUGUCCUUCGUUCUUAUUCUCCCCAUCCUUUCAUAGCUUUUGUUUUAUGGCAGCAUUUACAAUGUCUGUCUGUUAUGUGCUGGAAGCCCAGUUCAGGCGCAUCACUUUGUGGACAUUUUCCAAUGACUUCUUCAAAAUUUUCAAAACUUUUCAUAACACACGCCAUGUCAAGUAUUUGUUUGGAGGACCUUGCUGUUGGUUAUACAGUGCGGAAUGCAGGCCUGUAGUGGUUGCUGGAGGAACUUGAUCUGAUCGAUGACUUCCAAUUUUUUAGGUUCCCCUGUUUGGAGGGGCACUGUGAUGCCUGUUAGGGGCAUCUGUCCCACUGGCGUCAUCAGUUUGUUACAUGGGGAGUACCUGGAGGAAAAUCCAUCUUACCGAAAGCACUAACUAUCUUUGCAUUUUGGAACUCUAUUAGAAGGGGAAAUUGCAGAAAUUUGAAAUGACAUUGAUUCUUAUACCAUUUUUAUAUCUGCGUCAUAUCAUGUAUAUCAGAACACAGAGAAGAAGGCAGUUGUGAGCUCCAUCGGAUGACUUGUGAUCAGCCAUGAUUUUCUAAAUGAAGAGGUCACUUUUCAAUGGUAAUAGAUGUGUGUUCUGCCCGAACAAGUGACAAGCGCAUCGUAAAUGUCUGACACACGAUGGAGCUCGCCAAACCUGAACUGUAGACUGUGUGGGGAAAUGAAAAAACAAGAAACUCUGUAACCAAAGGUGAGACUUUUCAUCCAGGGUUUUUUCUCAAAAACAGCAUACGAGGAAAAUAGUUCCUACACUCUUAAAGUGUACUAAAUGUACAAUGUUCAUUUUAUUCUUUUUCAGUAUUUACAAAAUAUAAUUUUUUUCUUCAGGCAGUGCGGGGCUGUGUCCAUUUGCUUUAAUUCCUGGCAUUUAAAGUCUGGCCUGAAUUUAAACACCUGGCAGUGAAUGUAUUAAGAUGGCAACACUGAACACUGCUAACAUUUGAAACUCUGCAACUGAUAUAAAAGAACACAUCCAAAUGCCACGAGAUAAAAAAAAAGAAUAUAUGCAAACAUGACUGAGAUACUUUUAAGUUGUUGUAUUGCUUGUAAUCUAUACAUGGACAGUGUCUUCCUGAAAAAUGGCAAACCUAUUGAACUGAAUGUACUGAAGAAUUCUAUUUAAAUACAUACUUUGAUAUGCCGUU